AUGGGAUCACUAUAUGCAAAUACCAUCUACAUAGCAUAUUCGUAUCGGAAGGCUGGAAUUACAUCACUUGACAAUGAACUGAAAACCUUGAGCAGCUUUUCGAAGGAUCUGAGAGGGAAGAAGGCAAUACUUUGCAAACAGAACUUGGCAGUGGUUAAAAAUGUUCUUAGGGAGCUACAAUCUAUUUUUGAAUUCUUUUUUGCCAAAGAAAUCACAGAGGAAAGGAUGAGAGAAUCAGUAUUCCUGCUGCUUUUAAAGAUUCUGCUUUUCAAGGCAGAGUUUUUUCUUUUAGAGAUGCUGAAUGGUAAUUCAAAUUUGCACUCGCUCGCAAAAGAGCGAAUUGAAUCUAUUCAUGAGGAGCUGAAGUUGCACAUGGUAUUUGUUGCAUAUCAAUCAGAGGAGAAUUCAGACUAUAUGGAGCCCAUCUUAAAAAACACUGAAGCCAUGGCUAGAAGGAUAAUAUAUCUCUAUCACACAGUUAUAACCAACAACAUUACCGAGGAGUUGAUCAAAAGAGUGGACCUUAUGCUUUCAGAGUUGUUAGAUCAGAAUAAACUCAACAAGGUAAAGCUGAGAAAGCUUUAUUCCCAAGUUCAAGAAUCACAUUUCCCCAAGACUAACGGAUUGGGGUGUAUUGAUUUUCUCUUGACAAACCUUACGAUGCUGCAAAUCCAUAAAUCUAAGUCAGUUGCAGCAGUGAAGAAUCAAAUUGAAAGAAUCCAGAGGGAUAUAGAGUUCUUGAGAUCUUUCUCAAUGGUGGCAUACAAGGUGGAAUACGUCAUUGAUUCAAUCGAGGUUGGCAUUGGUGAUCGCUUGCAACAUCUGUCAUGGCUUGACUCUCUCUUAGGAGAGAUUGGGCAUAUUAAGAUGGAGGCAGCCAAAAGUUACUGGGAGAAGACUUGGGUUGACAUACCCCAUAAUGUCACCAGAAGUUCAAGCCAUAUGAUAUCACAAGUCAGUGCCCCAGAACUUGAUGAAGUGGUUGUAAGUCUCAAUGAUCAGGAAGAAGUGAUAAUUGAUCGACUUAUAAAAGGUUCCUUGCAACAAGAUAUGGUUUCUCUUGUGGGUAUGCCAGGAAUAGGUAAGACAACUUUGGCCAAGAAGUUAUACAAUGAUUCUAGAGUUACUUAUCACUUCCACAUUCGUGCAUGGUGUUGUAUCUCACAAGUAUAUAGUAAAAGGCAGGUGUUGCUUGACAUAUUAAGCAACAUUUGCGGGCUUACUGACCACAUUCAUCAAAUGGCGGAUGAAGAUUUAGAUCAAGAGUUGUAUCAGCAAUUAAAAGGAAGAAGGUAUCUCAUAGUUAUGGAAGACAUGUGGAGUGUAGGGCCAUGGGAUGACUUGGAAAGAUCAUUCCCUGAUGAUAAAAAUGGUAGCAGAAUUCUAAUAACAAGUCGUAUCCAGAAUGUGGCCUUGAAAGCUAAACCUAAUAGUGAUCCUUUUCUUCUUCGUCUCCUCACUGAUGAUGAAAGUUGGAGCUUACUACAACUGAAGAUAUUUCAUGAAAAAGGUUGUCCAACAGAAUUGCUAGGAGUUGGAAAGGAAAUUGCUCAACAAUGUAAAGGACUACCUCUUUCUGUGGUUGCAGUAUCUGGUCUCCUUGAAAGGAUGGAAAAGAAACCAGACUUGUGGAAACAAAUUGUUGGAAGUUUGGGCAGAAGGUUAAUAAAUGAUCCAGAAACCCGGUGCAAGGAUAUCCUAGAGCUGAGUUAUGAGCAGUUGCCAUACAAUUUGAAACUUCCUUUAUUUCGGAGCAUUCCUGGAGGACAAAGAUAUCUCUGUGCGCAAGUUGAUACGGUUGUGGAUUUCUGA
Molecule: messenger RNA, 1812 nt
Organism: Coffea eugenioides
Lineage: Eukaryota; Viridiplantae; Streptophyta; Magnoliopsida; Gentianales; Rubiaceae
Product: putative late blight resistance protein homolog R1B-17
Exons: 2
Coding region: 1-1812 (603 amino acids)
Biological process (GO): defense response to other organism
Molecular function (GO): ADP binding
Source: RefSeq, a predicted model, not a curated record